Molecule: messenger RNA, 4770 nt
Organism: Tympanuchus pallidicinctus (lesser prairie-chicken)
Lineage: Eukaryota; Metazoa; Chordata; Aves; Galliformes; Phasianidae
Gene: WDR7
Product: WD repeat domain 7
Exons: 28
Coding region: 230-4690 (1486 amino acids)
Cellular component (GO): cytoplasm
Molecular function (GO): protein binding
Source: RefSeq, a predicted model, not a curated record
CGAUGCCACCAUCUUUGUAAGGGGUACGACGGAAGCGAGGCGGCCAUCCUUGUAAGGGGCACGUGUGAAGGGAGGCGGCCAUCUUUGUAAGGGGCACGCCUGAGGUGAAGCCCGGUCCCCCGCGGCCCCGAGGAGGACGAGGCGGCCGCGGCCUUUGCCGUACAGCUUAGCACCCGCAGGAGGCCGGCGGCGUUGAUAUGAUAUAACACGAUUCAGGUGUGAAAGCAGGAUGGCUGGGAACAGCCUCGUGUUGCCCAUUGUCCUGUGGGGCCAGAGGGCUCCCACCCACUGCAUAUCAACCCUGCUGCUCAUGGAUGACGCGUCGAUGAUCGUCACUGGCUGCCACGAUGGCCAGAUAUGUCUCUGGGACAUUGCUCCAGAUUUAGAGAUUAAUCCCAGAGCUCUGCUGUUUGGUCACACAGCCUCAAUCACUUGUUUAUCAAAGGCCUCUGCUUCCAGUGAGAAGCAGUACAUAGUGAGUGCGUCAGAGAGUGGGGAGAUGUGUCUGUGGGAUGUGAAUGAUGGCAGAUGCAUAGAGUUUACUAAGCUAGCCUGCACACACACUGGCAUACAGUUCUACCAGUUUAUGGUUGGGACUCAGCGUGAAGGGAGACUGUUAUGCCAUGGACAUUAUCCAGAAAUUCUUGUUGUGGAUGCUACCAGCCUUGAAGUUCUUUAUUCUCUGUUAUCAAAGAUAUCUCCUGAUUGGAUCAGCUCCAUGACUAUCAUUAAAUCCAACAGAACACAAGAGGACACUGUUGUAGCAGUUUCAGUGACUGGCAUCCUCAAAGUAUGGAUAAUAACAUCUGAAGUUAAUCGCAUGCAGGACACAACACCCGUAUUUGAAGAGGAGUCAAAACCUAUUUAUUGUCAAAACUGUCAAAGCAUUUCUUUCUGUGCAUUUACCCAGCGGUCGUUGUUGGUGGUGUGCUCUAAAUACUGGAGGGUUUUUGAUGCUGGAGAUUAUUCCCUUUUAUGCUCGGUCCCUAGUGAGAACGAACAGACCUGGACUGGUGGUGACUUUGUGUCAGCUGAUAAAGUGAUCGUGUGGACAGAAGAUGGUCAAAGCUUCAUAUAUAAAUUACCAGCCAGCUGUCUUCCAGCCAGUGACUUGUUUCGUAGAGAUGUGGGGAAAGCAGUAGAAAAUUUAAUUCCUCCUUUGUUGUACAGUGUAUUGGACAGAGCAGAUAAACAGUUACUAAUAUGUCCCCCAGUCACCCGAUUUUUCUAUGGACAAAGGGAGUUUUUCUCUAAUCUGCUGAUCCAAGGAGACUCUUCAGGGAGGCUGUGCAUUUGGAGUGUUCCUGAUACGUUGGAACAAGACUGUGCAAAAGGACUGCAAGCAACAACUUCGAUAUCCCUCCAGGAAGCUUUUGAUAAACUUACUCCUCGCCCAGCUGGAAUUAUAGACCAACUGAGCUUAAUACCAAACAUCAAGGAACCACUGAAGGUUACAGCCAGUGUGUACAUUCCAGCCCACGGGCGGCUGGUUUGUGGUCGGGAAGAUGGAAGCAUUGUCAUUGUGCCAGCAACCCAAACUGCUAUAGUUCAGCUUUUGCAAGGAGAGCAUAUGCUUAGGAGAGGUUGGCCACCUCACCGGACUCUCAGAGGUCAUCGAAACAAAAUUACUUGCUUACUGUAUCCUCAUCAGGUUUCUUCUCGUUAUGAUCAAAGGUAUUUGAUCUCAGGUGGUGUGGAUUUCUCAGUCAUCAUAUGGGAUAUAUUUUCUGGAGAGAUGAAACAUAUCUUCUGUGUACAUGGUGGAGAAAUUACACAGCUUCUAGUUCCACCAGAAAACUGUAGUGCAAGAGUCCAGCACUGUAUUUGCUCUGUGGCCAGUGAUCACUCUGUAGGUCUUCUCAGUCUGCGUGAGAAAAAGUGCAUCAUGCUGGCAUCCCGCCACCUCUUUCCUAUUCAAGUGAUCAAGUGGAGGCCUUCUGAUGACUACCUGGUGGUGGGAUGCUCUGAUGGGUCCGUGUACGUCUGGCAAAUGGAUACUGGUGCUCUGGACAGAUGUGUGAUGGGAAUAACAGCAGUUGAAAUCCUGAAUGCCUGUGAUGAGGCGCUGCCUGCAGCUGUGGACUCCCUGAGCCACCCCGCUGUCAACCUGAAGCAGGCCAUGACACGGCGCAGCCUGGCUGCCCUGAAGAACGUGGCACACCAGAAGCUGCAGACCUUGGCCACCAACCUGCUGGCUUCUGAGGCAUCUGACAAAGGGAAUUUACCUAAAUAUUCACAUAACUCUCUGAUGGUUCAAGCUAUAAAGACUAAUUUGACAGAUCCAGAUAUACAUGUGCUCUUCUUUGAUGUGGAAGCACUGAUAAUUCAGCUGCUGACCGAAGAGGCUGCAAGACCCAACAGUGCCCUCAUCUCUCCUGAGAAUUUACAGAAGGCCUCUGGUGGGUCUGACAAGGGAGGCUCCUUCCUGACUGGUAAGCGAGCAGCUGUCCUGUUCCAGCAGGUCAAGGAAACCAUCAAAGAAAACAUAAAGGAGCAUCUUCUCGAUGAUGAAGAUGAGGAUGAAGAAUCAAUGAGGCAGAGAAGAGAAGACACUGACCCAGAAUAUCGUGCUAGCAAAUCCAAACCAUUAACUCUACUAGAAUACAACCUAACCAUGGAUACAGCAAAACUUUUCAUGUCUUGUCUUCAUGCCUGGGGCUUGAAUUCUGUUCUAGAUGAGCUUUGCCUUGAUCGUCUUGGCAUGCUUAAGCCACACUGCUCAGUGUCCUUUGGCCUUCUGUCUAGAGGAGGCCACAUGUCUCUGAUGCUUCCCGGCUACAAUCAGCCUGUAGGCAAACCAUCCUAUGAUGGCAUGGAGUUGGGCAGGAAGGUGUCCGUUACAGAAGGAUUGGGGAAGGGGACGUACGGCGUGUCACGUGCUGUCACCACUCAGCAUCUCCUGUCGGUCAUAUCGCUGGCAAACACACUGAUGAGCAUGACCAAUGCAACCUUUAUUGGAGACCACAUGAAGAAAGGCCCAACCAGGCCACCCCGGCCAGGCACUCCUGAAAUGUCAAAAGUGAAGGCCCCUCCGUCGAUGGCAAGUCAUGCAGCCCAAGGACAAAUUAAGCAAGUUGCUCCUGCUGUUUCUUCUAGCACUGAAGCUGGUCACUCUGGCUCUGACACUGCUCCUCCUUUACAUACCUGUUUCUUAGUAAAUGAAGGGUGGAGCCAGCUUGCUGCCAUGCACUGUGUGAUGCUCCCUGACCUGCUGGGUCUGGACAAGUUCAGGCCUCCUCUUCUGGAGAUGCUGGCUCGCAGGUGGCAGGAUCGCUGCCUGGAGGUACGAGAAGCUGCCCAGGCCCUGCUGCUAGCAGAACUGAGGAGGAUUGAACAGGCAGGCCGGAAGGAGACCAUUGACGCUUGGGCUCCAUAUUUGCCACAGUACAUUGACAGUGUCAUAUCACCUGGAGUUACCACGGAAGCCAUUCAAACUGCUACUGCAAGCCCAGAUUCAUUGGGAACAGAGGCAAAAGUUCAGGAGGAAGAGCAUGAUCUAGUGGAUGACGACAUCACAGCUGGCUGCCUGUCCAGUCUCCCGCAGCUGAAGAAGAUCUCCACGUCCUAUGAGGAGCGCAGGAAGCAGGCUACAGCCAUCGUUCUGCUGGGUGUGAUUGGGGCAGAAUUUGGGGCUGAGAUUGAGCCCCCUAAGCUGCUGACACGGCCACGCAGCUCCAGCCAGAUCCCUGAGGGCUUUGGGCUGACGAGCGGUGGGUCCAAUUAUUCCCUGGCAAGGCAUACCUGCAAGGCACUGACAUUUCUGCUGCUGCAGCCUCCCAGCCCCAAGCUGCCUGCGCACAGCACCAUCCGCAGAACUGCCAUUGACCUCAUCGGCCGUGGCUUCACUGUCUGGGAGCCCUACAUGGACGUCUCUGCAGUGCUGAUGGGCCUGUUGGAGCUCUGCGCUGAUGCCGAGAAGCAGCUUGCCAACAUCACAAUGGGGCUGCCCCUGAGCCCGGCGGCUGACUCUGCACGCUCCGCACGCCACGCGCUCUCGCUCAUCGCCACAGCCCGGCCGCCCGCCUUCAUUACCACCAUCGCCAAGGAGGUGCACAGACACACCGCCCUUGCAGCAAACACACAGUCUCAGCAGAAUAUUCACACCACAACUCUUGCUCGGGCUAAAGGAGAGAUCUUGAGAGUCAUUGAAAUCCUUAUUGAGAAGAUGCCUACCGACGUUGUGGACCUUCUUGUGGAGGUUAUGGACAUCAUCAUGUAUUGCCUCGAAGGAUCUUUAGUUAAGAAAAAAGGUCUUCAAGAAUGCUUUCCAGCCAUCUGCAGGUUCUACAUGGUCAGCUAUUACGAGCGAAGUCACAGAAUAGCAGUUGGAGCUCGCCAUGGUUCAGUGGCCCUCUACGAUAUCCGGACUGGGAAAUGUCAGACAAUCCAUGGGCACAAGGGGCCGAUCACAGCAGUGGCCUUUGCUCCUGAUGGCCGGUACCUUGCCACCUACUCCAACUCAGACAGCCACCUCUCCUUCUGGCAGAUGAACACGUCACUGCUGGGCAGCAUCGGCAUGCUCAACUCAGCGCCCCAGCUGCGCUGCAUCAAGACCUACCAGGUGCCACCCGUCCAGCCCGCGUCCCCUGGCUCGCACAACGCCCUGCGCCUGGCCCGCCUCAUCUGGACCUCCAACCGCAACGUCAUCCUCAUGGCCCACGAUGGCAAGGAGCACCGCUUCGUGGUCUAGGGGAAGCUGCCUAAGCUGAAAUGCGUUUCUGUUACAACUCCAUGUAACUCUCCCUUCUUUGUUGCUGUCCUCUGGUCAUG